UAAUAAUCGCUGAAUUAAAAUUUCAGUCUUUGUUGAGUAGUCCUUUGCCUCUUUACUGCUUGUUUGCUGGGGUUGAUGAAAUGAAGAUGGUAGGCUUAGAGCUGUUGAUUGGCCAGGGGUUUUAGCCACCUCAGCUCAGGAGAGUGUCCUACAUUCAGGAACAUGUCCUCAACAGCAGGAAAGAUUACUUCUUCAUGUGUGUCUGGUCAUAGGUAGAUUUUUCACAAGUUAGUGAUGGGGUAUAGGUAUUUCCAUCAUUCCCAAAGUAAUUGUAUUCUAGUCACACACAUUAUUGAAGAUAACUGGAUGUCAGAACUUCAAGCAAGCACUUCUUCUAGUAUGUGCUAAAAGAAUGAUUGUUCAGGUAAUUUGUACUGUUUGUUUCUUGGCAGUAAAUAUAUUUUCUGUUAGAUCUUCUUUUGAUUUCCUGAAAGUGAAUGACAUUGAUGAGAUUAAUCAGACACUUGUAUCAGAAUUUAUUCUUCAGGGUCUCUCUGGAUACCCAAAGAUUGAGAUUGUUUACUUUGCUCUGAUUCUAGUAAUGUACCUAGUGAUUCUCAUUGGCAAUGGUGUUCUGAUCAUAGCAAGCAUCUUUGAUUCUCGUCUUCACACUCCCAUGUACUUCUUCCUGGGCAACCUCUCUUUCCUGGAUAUCUGCUAUACAUCCUCCUCUGUUCCCUCAACAUUGGUGAGCUUAAUCUCAAAGAAAAGAAAUAUUUCCUUCUCUGGAUGUGCAGUGCAGAUGUUCUUUGGGUUUGCAAUGGGAUCAACAGAAUGUUUGCUUCUUGGCAUGAUGGCAUUUGAUCGUUAUGUGGCCAUCUGUAACCCGCUGAGAUACCCUAUCGUCAUGAGCAAAGUGGCAUAUGUACUGAUGGCUUCUGUGUCCUGGCUCUCUGGUGGAAUCAAUUCAGUUGUGCAAACAUCACUUGCCAUGAGACUGCCUUUCUGUGGGAAUAAUAUUAUCAAUCAUUUCACAUGUGAAAUAUUAGCUGUCCUCAAGCUAGCUUGUGCUGAUAUAUCCCUCAAUAUUAUCACCAUGGUGAUAUCAAAUAUGGCCUUCCUGGUUCUUCCACUGAUGGUCAUUUUUUUCUCCUAUAUGCUCAUCCUCUACACUAUCUUGAAAAUGAACUCAGCCACAGGAAGACACAAGGCAUUUUCUACCUGCUCAGCUCACCUGACUGUGGUAAUCAUAUUUUAUGGUACCAUCUUCUUUAUGUAUGCAAAACCGAAGUCGCAAGACCUGAUUGGGGAAGGAAAAUUGCAAGCAUCAGACAAGCUCAUUUCUCUGUUUUAUGGGGUAGUGACCCCCAUGCUCAAUCCUAUAAUCUAUAGCUUGAGAAAUAAGGAUGUAAAAGCUGCUGUAAAAUAUCUGUUGAACCCCAAACCAAUUCACUAAGAAAACCAGGAAAUACACGUCUUUGUUUAACAAGCACAAAGAUGGACUCGGGUAAAUCAAUGAGAACCUUUUUUGGAGAAACCAUGGUUAGAGAGACAGGUGUUUAUCCUUUGCCUUCACUAGCACUGUUCAGCUAGAAUCACUGAGAACUGUAGUUUGCUACAAACUCCAACAUGCUCUGAUACAGAUUUCACAAACAUAAUUAAUUCUUUUAGAACCUCAUCCCCGGUGAUGUCUGAAAUGACUGUUUCUGCAGAGAAGCGUAGUGGAAAACAUUCGCACUAUACGCUGUGGAAAUAGAGAGGCUGUAGUGCAAAAUCUGCAGUUCCAUAAACUACCUGGGUGAUAUUGGAGAGAUUAUUCUUUCUUUCUAAACCAUAGUUAUCAUACUUGUAAUAAGGAAAUAAAAUAAUAAAAAAAAUCCAGGUCUCAGUAUCAUUUAAAGUUUCAAUAAGUUGGAGGAAGCAGCUAGCAUAAUAUCGGCUUCACAGUGUCCUAGAAUUUUAGAAUUGAAACUAAGGCUCCAUAGUGAGGACUAAAAGUUGCUAUUUAUCCCUUCUUUUACUCUCAACUAAUAAUUACUAGAGCCAGAUAUCUCUCACUAAAAGUCACCUCAUUAGUAUAUCAUUAAUAUAAUACUUUCUAUAAUUUUUAAAUUCAAUAUUUUCUAAAAUUCUUAAACAAAAAUAAUUAGAAAAAUUGUUGACACCAUGGCCACCUCCCAAAGAUACCAUUCUAAUGUUUGUCUUAGUAAGUAGGAGUCAUACAUUCAUCAUGUUUUUAUUUUGAUUUAUUAGAUCUACUAUGAGCACUUGGAGUUAAUUUUUUUUCAGUGUCCAACACAUGUUUUCACAGGAUAAAUUCUAAGACAUGAAAUUAAUAGGCCAGGUGGUAUAAACUUUUAAAGUUUCUGGCUAAAUUACCAUUAGAAAGAUCAUAUU
This is a messenger RNA of Cebus imitator (Panamanian white-faced capuchin), 2337 nucleotides long. Its product is annotated as olfactory receptor 13C3. The transcript has a single exon. The record is from RefSeq and is a predicted model, not a curated record. Gene Ontology annotation, biological process: G protein-coupled receptor signaling pathway. NCBI's taxonomy places the organism in Eukaryota, Metazoa, Chordata, Mammalia, Primates, Cebidae. Gene Ontology annotation, molecular function: olfactory receptor activity; G protein-coupled receptor activity. Bases 353 to 1396 code for a protein of 347 amino acids. Gene Ontology annotation, cellular component: membrane.